Messenger RNA from Schizosaccharomyces cryophilus OY26, 2504 nucleotides. RefSeq names its product transcription factor TFIID complex subunit Taf5-like protein. Gene Ontology annotation, molecular function: RNA polymerase II general transcription initiation factor activity; protein binding. Gene Ontology annotation, biological process: transcription initiation at RNA polymerase II promoter. Gene Ontology annotation, cellular component: transcription factor TFIID complex. The record is from RefSeq and is a predicted model, not a curated record. The transcript has 3 exons. Lineage: Eukaryota; Fungi; Ascomycota; Schizosaccharomycetes; Schizosaccharomycetales; Schizosaccharomycetaceae. The coding region runs from base 374 to 2299 and encodes 641 amino acids.
CUUAUGAAUGACUUUCAGAGUAAUUUUCAUUAAUAUAAUACCAAAAAAAGAAUUCUGUAAUCGACAUACCCCUCGGUUGAAAAAUGACAACUUUUCUUUCAAUUUAUUAUCUCUUGCACAUAGCAAUUAAUAGGUCCACACUGCAUACUGUCAGCACCUGAACAAGUUACCACAACACCAAGCUGGUGUUAGCGAAAAAUCUGGGUAAAUGUUUUAAUUUUCUGUAGAUUUUUAAUAAUUACUACUUCAUUAAAAAUUUUGUCUUUUUUGGAAACGAAAAAAAGGCUUGAAACGAGGAAAAAGGUCAAGGAACGAAGAAAGUGAGAAAUAAUUACAUAUCGACUUAUUCGUAUGGAAAUCAUCAAAAAUCACUAUGGCGCAACCUACCUCGUAUAAUUCUAAUAAUUCUACCUCAGAUUUGAAUAAAAUCGUCCUGGAUUACCUUUACAGAAAAGGGUAUUCUAGGACAGAGGCGAUGCUAAGGUUGGAAAUCUCCAGUGUAGGUGCAAUUCCAGAAGAACAACAAGAUUGGCACGUUGGUGCUCCAGAAACUUAUAUCCAGGUAUACAUUCUUCUCCGAGACUGGAUUGAUGGGACUCUAGAUCUUUACAAACCUAAACUACAGAAAACGCUUUAUCCAGUGUUUGUUCACUCUUAUCUAGAUCUACUUCAAAAGAAAGAAAAAGAAAUGGCAGCAUUCUUUUUUGACUCUUUCCGUGGAGAACAUGAAGUUCUUCGUGGUCAUGACAUUCGUUUACUGGAUGAACUGAAGACAAGUUCCGAUGCGGAUGAAAGCGAAAUUUCCCAAUUGUACAGAAAGAAUAAAUAUAGAAUUAAUUUAACGAAAGCAACGUUUGACUUGUUGGUUCAGUUUCUUUUUGACAACGAGGCUAAUGGAAGUGGAAUUAUAAUUCGUCUGUUGAACCAGUAUAUUGAUAUUAAGAUUUUAUAUGCUAAAGCAAAUGAACCUUUAAAGAUUGACGAUCAGACCAUGCUCGAGCUGAAUGCCGAUCAGAAAAACAUAGAUGUUGCGGAGCAACCUGAAGGAAUUCCCGGUCAUUCAGAACAACUUUUCGACUAUAAUAAGCAAAAAAUCUAUCUUGGAAAGAGAAAAAUACCUGUAGAUGUACUUCCUGAUUUCAAAGCAGUACUAGAAGAGCGAGAUAAAGGUCUUCAGGAAAAGCCGUUUCUAGGUGCUACCCAUCCAUCAUUAACUUUAGAAGAAUUAUUUGAGAAAGAACAGAGGAGUAUUGGUGAAAAUAUCGAUGAUUUACCACCUGACAUUCCUUUGCCCUCUUUACGCAUGAAAGACAUCGAAGCGUAUGUUGCUUCCUUAGACAAUCGGCGUAACGCGCUUCAUCUAGGAAGGGAUGGGACUCCUCCUAGUGUUUUCAUGUAUACUAUGCAUAAUACUUAUUCGUCUUUAAACUGUGCAAAGUUUUCUCACGACGCUUCCAUGUUCGCAACAGGGUAUGCAGAUUCCUCAGUGCAACUACAGAUGUCCAAAAAUUCAGGUCCUCAAGCUUUAGUAGGCAACCAAAACGAACCCUUAGACACAAUAAAAUUCAUAGGGCAUACGAGACCAGUAUUCGGUGUUAGUAUCUCUCCAGACAAUGAAUAUGUUCUUUCAUGUUCGGAAGAUGGUUUUACGCGGCUUUGGAGCAAAGAAACCCAAACCACCCUUGUCAAAUAUGCAGGGCAUAAUGCACCAGUCUGGGACGUUUGUUUUUCUCCAUAUGGAUAUUACUAUGCUAGUGCAUCUCAUGAUCAGACUGUCCGCUUAUGGAGUCUUGAGCAUACUGCUCCUCUUCGAAUUUUUGUUGGUCAUCAAAACGACGUUGAUUGUCUCGCCUUUCACGAAAAUGCGAACUACAUUGCUACGGGAUCUAGCGAUCAUACUUGCAGGUUUUGGGAUAUUCGUACCGGUAACACUGUACGAGUUUUCACAGGCCAAAAUUCUUCUGUGUCGUCCAUAGCAUUAUCACCCGAUGGAUUAUUAAUGGCAUCUGCAGACGAUACUGGGUGUGUCCAUUUAUGGGACUUGCGGACUGGCUCCAAAUUACAGAUGUUUGAGAAACAUCAGAGCCCAGUCUACUCCCUUACAUUUUCGCAUGACAAUAGAACUUUGGCAACUGGCGGUGCAGAUACUGAUGUCAACGUUUGGGAUAUUAAGGGCUUAAAUGGUAAUGAAAGAUUUGCUGAAGACUCUUUAUUAUACAAUUUUAAAACGAAAGAAACGAUUGUUUAUGAUUUACAAUUCACUGAAAGGAAUUACUGUUUGGGGUUAAGUGCUACUUGAUUAGUGUUAUGCUGUCUUUUUUUACUAAGAGGUUUAAAUGUAUACAUAAUAGGAAUUCAUGAAGCUAUAAUUAACCUGAACAAUCAACAAACCCAUUCAUUUUCUUGUUAAUAAGGAUAAGGCAUUCCUAUCCGUAGAACCUGCCUAAAAAAAUAUAUAUUUCGUAUAUUAGAAAGUAGAAAAAGUUUUUCAAUUUUGUCAAAGC